Messenger RNA from Diaporthe citri, 219 nucleotides. RefSeq lists its product as uncharacterized. The record is from RefSeq and is a predicted model, not a curated record. The transcript is spliced from 2 exons. Lineage: Eukaryota; Fungi; Ascomycota; Sordariomycetes; Diaporthales; Diaporthaceae. The coding region runs from base 1 to 219 and encodes 72 amino acids.
AUGGCGUAUCGGCGCGAGAUGAAUGCCCUGCUGGCCAUUCCAGUGUCCAAUCGUCUCUUCUUGUUGUUAGUCGCCGUCUUCCCCGGGUGGCCUGAUCAACAGGUGGACAACUUCGACAAUCAUUGCGAGACGAACACCGUGAGCCCUAUCCUCGGCGGCACGCCGGGUCCUCGUGUGCCCAUGCCCGCGCCCUUCCACGUCGAGUGCGAAGAGGAUUGA